UUUCGCGAUGCUCUCCUGUCAGUGCUAAAUGCAACUGACAUACUCGGCGCUGGACAAUACCAGAUGAGCCAUUUGUGGUUGGUGACAUGCGUUAAUAGCAUCGCGAAACAGAAACUUGUCGACAAAGGCGAGUUGUUGGUGAAGGGCCUCAAGUGCCUUGUCAUUGACCCUGAAUGCAAGAAUAUCAAGAUGAAGCUUCUUUGGCUUCCCCCACACCUCGAACAGAGACGGAUUGUUGAAGCGCUAGAGCCAUAUGGCACAGUGCAGUCCAUCACGAGAGAAAUGUGGCGGUGUGACGGCAUGGAGGGCUGGCAAAUGACUAACCGAGACGUGGCGUUCACAUUGAAAGAUGGCGUUUCUGCCAGUAAUCUGCCACAUCUGUUGAGCAUAUAUGGCCACCAGUGCCUUAUCUUGGUACCUGGCCGACCACCACUUUGCCUCCGGUGCAACAGAGUUGGGCAUAUCCGGCGACAAUGUCGAACACCACGCUGCAGUAACUGUCACCGCUACGGUCACCCUGCAGAUGCAUGCGUCGGAACCUACGCUGACAAGCUUCGUAGAAAUAGACCAGCUGAGGAUGAUACCAUCACCGAUCAUCUCAUGGACGUGACCGAAGUUGUGGAUGCAACUGGAGAAACACUCCCUGAGACUCAUCGACAAGAACAGAUUAAGCCGUCAUCGGCUGACAUUAGCCUCAGCCAGAAGCCUGCGAGCGAGGAUGAGACUAAGAUGUCCCUUGUGUUAACGUGCACCAUAAGGCCCAUUGUGCAUCACCUCAUCAAGAAGGGAGUGGUGCACCUCUGGAGCAGUGUUUAG
Dermacentor albipictus is the source of this 816-nucleotide messenger RNA. NCBI's taxonomy places the organism in Eukaryota, Metazoa, Arthropoda, Arachnida, Ixodida, Ixodidae. The record is from RefSeq and is a predicted model, not a curated record.